This is a messenger RNA of Lactuca saligna, 783 nucleotides long. The record is from the annotation of a GenBank genome assembly. Lineage: Eukaryota; Viridiplantae; Streptophyta; Magnoliopsida; Asterales; Asteraceae.
AUGGGAGCGUCGUUGUCUAAUUUGACAGAAGGAGGGUCGACAGCCGGCAACGGAACCGGACUCGGCGAUAUACCGGAGAGCUGCAUCGCCGGUGUUUUUACCUACCUUACCCCGCCGGAGAUAUGUAACCUAGCACGACUCAACCGUUCGUUCCGUGGCGCUGCUUCAUCGGACACCGUUUGGGAAUCAAAGCUUCCACCUAACUACCAAGAUCUGCUCGACCUAAUUCCACCUGAGAGGUACCAAAAUCUCUGUAAAAAGGACAUCUUUUCCCUCCUCUCUCGCCCUGUUCCCUUCGACGAUGGCAACAAGGAAGUAUGGUUGGACAAGGUUACUGGAAGAGUAUGCGUGUCAAUCUCCGCAAAGGCAAUGGCAAUUACAGGGAUAGAAGAUCGAAGAUACUGGAAUUGGGUUCACACCGAAGAAUCAAGGUUUAACAUUGCAGCAUAUUUGCAUCAAAUAUGGUGGUUUGAAGUAGAUGGGGUGUUGAAAUUCCCAUUUCCAGCUGAUGUAUACACGUUAUCAUUUAGGAUACAUUUAGGAAGAUUUUCAAAACGAUUGGGGAGACGUGUAUGCAGCUUUGAUCAAACUCAUGGGUGGGACAUAAAGCCUGUAAGAUUUGAAUUAUCAACUUCAGAUGCUCAAGAAUCAUCAUCUACUGAAUCUUUUUUAGAUGAUUGUGAUAAAGAUGAUGAGACAAAUGGAAAUCAUAAACGUGGUUGCUGGAUUGAGUAUAAAGUAGGGGAGUUCAUUGUAACUUCAUCUGAUCCUGCUACUGAAUGA